AGAGGAGUUUCUUGUGCAGAAAAAAAGCGAUCUGUACUACAACAGCAGCAUCCUCACCCCAGUGUCAGGCCUGUGAUAUCCUACCUCUGGGUCCGCAUUGAUCUCUACUGUCCUGUGAGGCAGAAUGAAGUGUCCACCAUGGCCUAAAGGAAAGAAACUGGUACACCUGGAUUUGAAAGGUGCCCCUCCAAGAGUAGAAUACCUUCACAAACUAAUCGAGCUGUUCUCUCAGCUGGGAGUGGAUGGCCUGCUGGUGGAGUAUGAGGACAUGUUUCCCUAUGACGGGGAGCUGAAGCUGCUGCAGGCCACAGCACAGCCUGCAUACAGCCGAGAGGAAGUAUUAUCUAUGCAGGAAUUUGCCAGGUCGAAGGGCAUGGAGGUCAUCCCACUCGUGCAGACAUUUGGUCACAUGGAGUUUGUGUUGAAGCAUCGGCCCAUGUGGGGUCUCAGAGAGGUGGCACACUGUGUGGGCACCCUGAAUCCACACAAAGAGGAGGGGGUGAGGCUGGUGAUGGAGAUGCUGAGGCAGGUGGUGGAGCAGCAUCCAGGUCUAAACACACUGCACAUUGGAGCAGAUGAGGUGUACAUGCUCAGCGAGGGAGAGGAGUCCAAGCUAUGGUUGGCUUCACCUGGACGUACAGUGGAGCAACUUUUCCUGAGUCAUGUGGCCAAGGUCGCCGAGGCCAUCAAGAAGGCGUGGCCUCACAUGACCAUCAUAAUGUGGGAUGAUAUGAUGAGAGGCAUGAGCCAGGACACACUGAAAGCUAGCGGCCUAGUGGAACUUGUCCAGCCCAUGUUGUGGGACUACACUCCUAAUCUGGAUGUGGACAGAACUGUGUCUCUGCUGGAGAAGUAUUGCAGUGCUGGCAUGUCAGAGCUGUGGGUGGCCAGCUCCUUUAAAGGCUCCACCAGCGUUUACACCUGUGUGCCCAGCACACAGAGACAUGUGGAGAACCAUUUGCAGUGGCUGAAGGUGGCUGCGUCAUUAUCCGCUGGCAUAAACCUGAAGGGCAUCGCCAUCACAGGCUGGCAAAGGUAUGACCACCUGUCAGUGCUGUGUGAGCUGAUGCCUGUGGCUCUUCCAUCACUAGCAGCCUGUUUGCAGACACUCCUCCAUGGACAGCUCAGUGCUGAAGCUCAGAGCACAGUGACUGAGAAGCUCGGUAUUUCCUCAGUGGAAGUGGAGGUCAUGGAGAGAAGAUCUGCAGUCGACUCGCUGUUUCCAGGAAGGAGGCUAGCUGAGUUAAUUGUGGAGCUCAAUAUACUGCUGAACUCAGAGGACAUACGAUUUUUUGAAAACAACAUGAUUGUAAGAGGAUGGUUCAGCCCCUACCAACGACAGAGGAAGAUGGUGACCCCGCUUAUCACCAUGCAGAUUCACAGCCAAGCAUCAACCUAUUUGGCGACAUUGCAACAGAAGGCGGAGGCAGUAAGAGAGGAGAUGGUGCGUCUUUACCCAGAGUCAACAGCCCAAGAGUGGAUAGAGGAGCAUGUUAGCCCUGUAAUGGCUCCUUUACAGAGGAUAAGAGAGGAUAUCAUAGCCUGUGUAAAGGAGAUGGUGCCAUAGAAUAAUUUGACAACUCAGUGUCAAACUGCU
Xiphias gladius (swordfish) is the source of this 1597-nucleotide messenger RNA. RefSeq names its product hexosaminidase (glycosyl hydrolase family 20, catalytic domain) containing (gene hexd). The coding region runs from base 125 to 1567 and encodes 480 amino acids. Gene Ontology annotation, biological process: carbohydrate metabolic process. NCBI's taxonomy places the organism in Eukaryota, Metazoa, Chordata, Actinopteri, Istiophoriformes, Xiphiidae. Gene Ontology annotation, molecular function: hexosaminidase activity. The record is from RefSeq and is a predicted model, not a curated record. The transcript has 12 exons.